Molecule: messenger RNA, 4334 nt
Organism: Pomacea canaliculata
Lineage: Eukaryota; Metazoa; Mollusca; Gastropoda; Architaenioglossa; Ampullariidae
Product: acetylcholine receptor subunit alpha-like 1
Biological process (GO): chemical synaptic transmission; nervous system process; monoatomic ion transmembrane transport
Cellular component (GO): synapse; postsynaptic membrane; neuron projection
Molecular function (GO): acetylcholine-gated monoatomic cation-selective channel activity; transmembrane signaling receptor activity
Source: RefSeq, a predicted model, not a curated record
AGAUAGAUAUAUAUGACUAAUCAUGUUUUCUAGUUUUAUUUUACAGUCGGUUUGUAUAAAUGUACUGCCAAAGCUUAAAAAUCAUAAUUUAACAUUAUUAAUUAUCUCAUUAAAUGUUAGUUUGCUUUUAUGGGGGUCUUCCACACCCCAAAUAUAUAUAUAUCAAUAAAUUUACACUCAAAGCAACACCAAAAGACCCACCCACCCUAACACACACAGAUACACAUAUAAUAUAUAAUUAGUCAUAUAUUUUAUAUACAGUCUAAAAAGUCUCUUGGCUUUGUAUGCAUUAUUCUACUAUUGCAUGUUUGUACUCUUAAACACAUAUUUUGUGCUUUUAUUUUAAUCCCUGUAUGAUGCUACCUUUAACUAAACCCAAACUACAACACUUCUCAACUUUCUUGUUCCUGUUCUCUCUCCAUCUCUCACUAUCUUCAAUACUUUAUGCAUUUCUUUCCACUGUAACAUCUCAUCUAUUUCUCCUUCUUGCUCUUACAGUUAUUCCUUCCUUCACUGCUAAUAAUUACUGAAAUAAACGGUGGUUUAUUAGCGUCCACAAUUAUUAGCUUAAAUCAUCCACGACUCGAAAUAAUUAAAAGCAGUCAUCUCUCCAUGUAUCGUCGUUGUUCGUGUAUUUUUCACGAACUUGUAUCAAAAUUUAUUUGUAGUGCAUGACCAUACGGUGUCCUUGCUUGAAGAUAGAAUGAAUAAAUAGAACUUAUACUGUAUGAAGAUGAAAGAAGCUGUACCUUUAUGGCCACGUAUCCAUCCAUCCCCUCCUGAAAACAAAAGCUUGCAGGUAUUUACACCUGUCGGUAAUGAAAUCCCGGGUGAGCGCAAUCCUCAGAUUGUAGUGGCCACCUGCACGGACACGCCUGCCACAACAAGGGAGCAACAAGGCCCCGGCUGUUUAACGAGAAAGACGAUGAUGGAGGCAAAAGGCCAACUUUCAUGAUGCUCCUGGCGCGUUGCUGCGAAAAUUUACUGUAUCCCAACGCACUCGCCGUUUGCAGCUCGGCAGGUGGAGUUUCAAGGAGGCGGGUUUCUCUCUCCUCCUCCGCGCCGACAUCUCACCCACUCACCCCCGACCCCCUCCAUCUUUCUCUCACACUGCCAUCUUUUAUCGUCUGCUCACUUUUGCUUGUAAGAAAGCGAGAAAAGGUUGGAAACUGUUAAGAAGGGGGAAAACAUGUUAAGGAAAAAAAAAACUUUCUUUGCUCGUGGCCAGAUCCGAGUCUUUAGGAUUUCCGUCGAGUCCUAGCGGAAGUUGUGGUUGACGUCACAAUAAUUGUGUAGCUUCUGGCGGUGGAAUUCCGGCGAGAAGCUUUCAUAGCCGUGUGGGUCGAGCAGGGCUUGUGGUGACGGCUCCUGCAGUUGGGAGUGUAGCCAUCUGCUGCUGCACCUCGGCGAAGACGUCUGCAGCGCUCGGCAUUGGUGGCGACUGAGGAGGAGCUUUUCUUCUCCUCCUGCCGCAUCUUCUUCCUGCCAAGUGGAGUUGUCCCCCCCUCUCUCCAUCUCGUCUGUCAGCCGUGGUUUCUGCCUCUGCGCCGUCGGCCAUCGUCCGUAACGCGGCAGACGCAAGGGGAGGUAACUCCAAGGAAUCUGAAGACGUACCCCAAGUCUUCAGACGAAAAACUUGCAGCUGAAAAAAAAAAUUGAGCUGAGAGGAUAAAGAGUAGGAUAAAGAAGAGGAAGAGAAGUGAGAAAGAAAGGACAAGCCAAGCUCCUGGUUGUGACAUCAAGAUGGCCAGCAAGGACCUGUGCCUGCUCUCACGUGACCACAUAGGGAUGAGUCGCACAGGAACAGGACUCUUGUCUCGACGAUCUCCAGCCUCAGGAUUACAGAGGAAGUCGCUGUUACUGCUGCCCCCACCGUCGUCGUCGUUGUCGUGCGCCUUCCUGUUGUGUUUGUUGGUGGUGAUGAUGGCUGUUGUACCAGUCGUCGCUCAACAGGUCAAGGACAAGCCGGAUCCUUCCGCCAAGCGCCUGCACAAGGACGUUAUGACCGGUUACAGCCAGUUUGUGCGGCCGGCCGGAGGUCCGAACCACCAGCUGACUGUCAAGAUGGGCAUGAGGCUGUCGACAGUAAUUAAGGUUGAUGAGAAGAAUCAGAUCAUUACCAUAAGCGUCUGGCUGAGACAGGAGUGGUAUGACGGCCGUCUGAAGUGGGACCCAAGUGAAUAUGGUGGCGUGACAAAACUUCACAUUCCCUCCGACAGUCUGUGGAAACCAGACAUCGUUUUGUACAACAACGCUGACGGCGACUACGUGGUGACUCUCAAGACCAAGGCCACGGUUUACUACGACGGCAAAAUCGUGUGGGAGCCCCCCGCCAUCUACAAGAGUUACUGCCCCAUAGACGUCGAGUACUUUCCCUUCGAUACAGAGUGCUUCCUCAAGUUUGGGACAUGGACCUACAAUGGUGGCGAAGUGGACUUGCAGCAUGUGUGCAACGGAACUCAAGUCAACGAACAAGAUCAUUACAUCGUCUUGCGAGGCAUCGACCUCAAAGAUUACUACUACAACGUGGAGUGGGACGUCAUCAAUGUCACCGCCCGUCGAAAGGUAAAGUACUACACCUGCUGCCCAGAGCCGUACCCGGAUAUCACUUUCAACAUUACCCUGCGGAGGCGUACCCUGUUCUACACCCUGAAUCUCAUCAUGCCCUGCAUCUCCAUAUCCUGUCUGACUGUGCUGGUGUUCUACCUCCCGUCCGACAGCGGCGAAAAAAUCACCCUGUCCAUCUCGAUCCUGCUGGCUCUCACUGUCUUCUUCCUUCUCCUGUCAGACAUGAAUCCACCCACUUCGCUGGUCAUCCCGCUGAUUGGCAAGUACCUGUUGUUCAUCAUGUUGGUGGUCACGGCGUCUAUAUUUUUGACAGUUUACUCGCUGCAUAUUAACUUCAAGCACCCCAGCACGGACAUCAUGUCGCCGUGGGUGCGGCGAAUUUUCACCGAGAUUUUGCCGCGUGCGCUGCUGAUGAAGCGGCCGGACUUGGAGAAGCGGCGUGCCGCCAUGAGCCCCAGGACCGUCAACGGGCUCGAGGCUCGUGAAGCAGCUCCCGAGCAGGACUCGGGCGCCUACGAGAACCUGCGAGAACGGCACGAGUCUGGGGAAUCCGUGGCCUCGUGCAGCGCCAUGGACGUCAACCGCUUCCCUUCGGAAAUCCUGGAAGCUAUGAAAGGCGUACAGUUCAUCGCCAGACAUCUUCGAAAUGGCGACAAGGAUUUGUCGGAGGAACGCGAUUGGAAGUACAUCUGCAUGGUGAUUGACAGAUUGUUUCUCUACAUCUUCACAACCGCCUGUUUCGGCGGUACCCUCAGCAUCUUCCUGUACGCCCCCUCUCUCAACGAUGCAAGGGUGCAUAUGGACCUCGUGGACCUGAACAGCACGUGCCAGUAUUAAUCAAGCUGUUGAUGACCACGGCGAGAAGGCGAGCGAUGUCAAAACGUCACGAAGACGGACACCGACGCCGUACUGGGACCGGAAACCAAUUUCCUUCCAAGGAGAGACAACUCGGUGUGCUGAGCGAUUCGACAAGCUUUCUUCCCUCCCCCUGGCUCGUGAGACACUUGGUAGCGAGGUACUAACCAUGGCGGGGAGAUAACUGAGGAGGAGAGGUGUCGGCGAGUGAAUGAAAGGAAGUGUUGUGUUUCCGGAAAUCUGUGAACUUAUGAAUCUAGUCGCGUUGUUGCAUCGUAGAUGACUGUGGUGAUAGGACAGGCGGUAGCGUUGCUAAUGGAGAACGACGGACCGGAGGCUGGGACAGUCACGGGAGGGGGAUACGGGAAGGGAGAUGAUGCUCAGGGGAGGUAAACGAACACAGAAAUGACUCUGGGGGAUUUUUUGGUCCAAUUUUUACAGGGGAGGCUACUUAUGUGAUACCUACUCGAAUAAUAAUUUUCUCUAUUAAUAAGACAGAUGGUGGACUGAAGAGUGGAGUGGGUCUGGGGUGGAAGGAGCAAAGGAUUGGGAUAAGACAACCCUUCUUAUACAAAUAUCAGUUCAAGAUUGAGCUCCACAACAAGUAACCACAGGCAUGCAACGCGCUGAAAGACACACACACACACACACGUAUAUCAACAUAGUUAAAAUAAAAACAGAUGUUUGUGAACUGUGACACCUGUGUAUACACUGUUGCCUGGAUACUGCAAGCAAAGGGUAAAAUAUACAGAUUAGCAAACUAUUUAAUAGGUACAGCUUUGUACUUCAUAUUAAUAUAUUUGCGUUUUGGGCCAUGCAUUAUCUGGUUUUCAAAGUCUGAGAGUGUAUGUUUUCUUUCAUUUGUCGGAUGAACCUGUCAAAAUGAGUUAAUAAAUUCUUCUGACUACAUA